Messenger RNA from Chrysochloris asiatica (Cape golden mole), 1206 nucleotides. RefSeq names its product protein prenyltransferase alpha subunit repeat containing 1 (gene PTAR1). Gene Ontology annotation, biological process: protein prenylation. The transcript has 8 exons. Gene Ontology annotation, molecular function: protein prenyltransferase activity. Gene Ontology annotation, cellular component: cytoplasm. Bases 1 to 1206 code for a protein of 401 amino acids. Lineage: Eukaryota; Metazoa; Chordata; Mammalia; Afrosoricida; Chrysochloridae. The record is from RefSeq and is a predicted model, not a curated record.
AUGGCCGAGACGAGUGAGGAGGUGGCGGUACUGGUGCAGCGGGUGGUGAAGGACAUCACCAACGCUUUCAGGAGGAACCCGCACAUAGACGAAAUUGGACUGAUCCCAUGUCCUGAAGCUAGGUAUAACCGGAGUCCCAUAGUCCUGGUUGAAAACAAGCUUGGCGUGGAGAGUUGGUGUGUCAAGUUCCUUCUACCGUAUGUCCACAACAAGCUGCUGCUGUACAGAACAAGAAAGCAAUGGCUGAACAAAGAUGAAUUGAUAGAUGUCACAUGCACCCUGCUGCUUCUAAACCCAGAUUUUACCACUGCAUGGAAUGUGAGGAAAGAGCUGAUCUUGUCUGGCACUUUAAAUCCAAUUAAGGAUUUACAUCUGGGAAAACUGGCCUUAACUAAGUUUCCAAAGAGUCCAGAAACUUGGAUUCACAGGCGAUGGGUGCUACAACAGCUAAUUCAGGAAACCUCCUUGCCUUCCUUUGUGACCAAAGGGAACUUGGGCACAGUUCCUGCAGAAAGAAGACAACGCCUAAUACGAGAAGAGAUGGAGGUCUGUGGUGAGGCUGCAGGGAGGUACCCAAGCAACUAUAACGCCUGGUCCCAUCGGAUCUGGGUUUUACAGCACCUGGCCAAGCUAGACAUCAAGAUUCUUCUUGAUGAACUGUCUUCUACUAAGCACUGGGCAUCCAUGCAUGUUUCAGACCACAGUGGGUUUCACUACCGCCAGUUUUUGAUAAAGUCUUUGAUUAGCCAAACUGUGAUCGACAGUUCAGUAUUGGAUCAAAACCCUUUGAGAAGCGAGCCAGCCCUAGUUCUUCCAAAAGAUGAAGAGGCAACUUCUACCACGGAAUCACGGAUUAAUCUUCCUCAUCUUCUAGAAGAAGAAGUUGAAUUCACCACAGAUCUCAUUGAUACCUACCCAGGACAUGAAACUCUAUGGUGUCAUAGGAGGCAUAUCUUUUAUCUUCAGCAUCAUUUGAAUGCAGGUGCCCACACGUCUCAGGCGAUGGAGGUGGAUGGACUGAAUGACUCUAGCAAGCAGGGCUAUUCCCAGGAAAGCAAACGCCUGAAGCGGACCCCAGCUCCAGACUCUGUGGGCCUAGAAAUGGAGCACAGGUUCAUUGAUCAAGUACUGUCCACCUGCCGGAAUGUAGAGCAAGCCAGGUUUGCCAAUGCAUACCGGAAAUGGCUGGUGACUUUGAGUCAGUGA